AUCUUCCUCCAUCACCUCUAAAGCAUCCCAUCCAAAUAAGCCCAUACAGGAUUAUAAAGAUCUCGUCCAACGGCAUUUUUGUCUUCAAAAUUUCAGAUUGUGAAGCUCUGGAGAUUGUUCUCCUUGAUUAAGAUAGGAAAGACUUCGAGAUCCAGAACUAUCAUGCUUUCAUACUACCAAUUGCUCCACACAUAUUAUGUGUUGAUGGUAGCCCAUUCGGUGGCCGGCCAGGCCAACCCCUGCGUCGGGCUAGGCUCGAAAGUCCCGUUUUGCGUCUCCAAGACGGACAUCGGUUCACGCUCUUCAACUGCUGUCAGCGUCUGUUCCGCCCCAGUAAACACGAAGACGGGACUGGCCACCUGCCAAGGAGUAAAUAUCAUUGCCAAUCCAGUCGAUGCUUGCUGUGAUCCAGCAAUUAAAGAGGUGAAUAAAUCCGCAGGAAAUGCGUUUAAAGUUCCCAAAUCUGAUUUCCAGAAGAAGUAUCAUUGCGUAUUCUGAAUCCUUAUACUUGACGUAGCAGUUAACUACAAAUACAUAGGUUACAGAGAUAUCAUAUUAAAAAACAUGUGUAACAUUUAGCUGAUAUGUCUAGAGUUAGAAUCAUUUCAUCCUG
Puccinia graminis f. sp. tritici CRL 75-36-700-3 is the source of this 613-nucleotide messenger RNA. RefSeq lists its product as uncharacterized. The transcript has 3 exons. NCBI's taxonomy places the organism in Eukaryota, Fungi, Basidiomycota, Pucciniomycetes, Pucciniales, Pucciniaceae. The record is from RefSeq and is a predicted model, not a curated record. The coding region runs from base 163 to 498 and encodes 111 amino acids.